GUAAAAAAUGUUUCAAUUGUAAUGAGUACGGCCAUAUUUCAUCAAAUUGUGCGGCGUCAUCGUUUCGGAAGCGCUCGGAUAUCGUCGGAGAUCCCGCGCUUAGGCAAGUACAAAGACCAACCACUCAUACAACGAAGAAAGACAUAGCGUCAUCGUUUCGGAAGCGCUCGGAUAUCGUCGGAGAUCCCGCGCUUAGGCAAGUACAAGCAUUGGCCACUCACACGACGAAUAACGCUUGUUAUAAUUUAACGAAAGAGAUGGAAGAUGAACAGGAAUGCAACAUUGGCAUUGUAAAUGACGAAAACGUAAGCGAAAUUUUAAGUAAUAAAUCAUAUCGUGAAAAACCUUUAAAAACUGUAAGUUUGUGCGAUAAAACGACAAGUGCAUUGAUAGAUUCCGGUUGUGACGUGUGCUUAAUAUCUAAUGAUUUUUUCAACGAACUGAGUGCUCCCAUAAAUCAAAAUAUGAACAUUGCUUUAACUGGUAUAGGUUAUGCUAAAGUUUAUUCCCGUGGUGCGACUACCUUGGAUAUAGUAAUAGAUAAUCAUAAAUAUAAAAAUGUUAAUUUUUACAUUGUUCCUAAAGAUUCAAUUCCUUGGAAAGUUAUUCUAGAUGAACGUGUAAAAAAUGAAGUGCAAAAUUUAGUAACCAAUUACCAACCUCAACAAAUCAAAGAAGCGCCUAUUCAAAUGAAAAUUAUAUUAAAAGAUGACAUCCCCAUAAGGUCAAGUCCACGUCGCAUAUCACAAACAGAGCAAGGUGAGGUAGAAAAGCAGAUAAAAGAAUGGUUAGACAGAGGAGUUAUUCAACAAAAGAUGAAAUAGAAGCUUUAAUAAGAUUAAAAGAAGUUUUAAAAGUAGCAUCACAAUAUGGAUUAAUAAUAAACUGGAAGAAAGCCAAUUUGAUAACAAAAAGUAUUACAUUCUUAGGACAUGAGA
Messenger RNA from Melitaea cinxia (Glanville fritillary), 938 nucleotides. RefSeq lists its product as uncharacterized. Lineage: Eukaryota; Metazoa; Arthropoda; Insecta; Lepidoptera; Nymphalidae. Bases 258 to 824 code for a protein of 188 amino acids. The transcript has 3 exons. The record is from RefSeq and is a predicted model, not a curated record.